UGCGGCAUAUAAAGCUGCCCAAGGCCCGCUCUGCCGCUUCCCACCCGUGACCAUGAAGGCUGUGCUGCUUGCCCUGUUGGUCACAGGCUUGGCCCUGAAGCCAGGCUCCGCCCUGCAGUGCUACACCUGCAGGGGCCAGGUGAGCAACAAGAACUGCCUACAGGUGCACAACUGCACUGAGUCGGAUACGCAGUGCUGGACCGAGCGCAUCCGCGCCGUAGGCCUCCUGACCGUCAUCAGCAAAGGCUGCAGCUCACACUGCGAGGAUGGCUCUCAGGACUACUACCUGGGCAAGAAGAACAUCACGUGCUGUGACACUGACUUGUGCAACGCCAGCGGGGCCCAUGCCCUGCAGCCGGCUGCCGCCACCCUGGCACCGCUCACCGCACUCGGCCUGCUGUUCUGGGGUCUCAGCCAGCUGUAGGCUCCCGGAGGCCCCGCUGCAGCCCCCACUGGGUGUGGUGCCCCAGGCCCCUGUGCCACUCCUCACACACCCUGCCCAGUGGGAGCCUGUCCUGGUUCCUGAGGGCACGUCCUAACACAGGUCUGGCCCUGUCCCUCUGCCUCCCACCCCCUCCCCCACCCUGACCCUCCCAUGGCCCUCUCCAGGACUCCCACCUGGCAGGCCGGCUCUAGCGACACAGAUCAGCCUGCAGACGGCCCCUCCAAUCCACACUGCUGCUGUCUCCAUGGCCUAGUGUUCCCCACCCUUAACCCUGUGCUCAGGCACCUCUUCCUCCAGGAAGCCUUCCCUGCCCACCCCAUCUAUGACCAGAGCCAGGUCUGGUUGUGACCCGGGCCCUCCAGCAGGGAGCAGGCCCGCAGGAGGGCCGGCAAAGGCUGAGAUGAAGUAGACGGAGCAGAGCUGGAGGGCGGGUUGGUGUGAGGUCCUGGGAGUCUCCGGAGACGGGGCCUCGUGGCCUGGAGGGAGGGGCCAGCCCUCACAUUCACGGGGCUCCCUCAAUGGCAGCCCCAGCACAGCGUAGGCCCUUAAUAAACACCUGCUGAUAAGCAAGA
Molecule: messenger RNA, 1017 nt
Organism: Cebus imitator (Panamanian white-faced capuchin)
Lineage: Eukaryota; Metazoa; Chordata; Mammalia; Primates; Cebidae
Gene: PSCA
Product: prostate stem cell antigen
Exons: 3
Coding region: 53-424 (123 amino acids)
Source: RefSeq, a predicted model, not a curated record